This is a messenger RNA of Dovyalis caffra, 615 nucleotides long. Lineage: Eukaryota; Viridiplantae; Streptophyta; Magnoliopsida; Malpighiales; Salicaceae. The record is from the annotation of a GenBank genome assembly.
AUGGAACAACAAAUUGAAAUAACAAUUCCAAUUCAGGCUGAAAUCCCUCGAUUAGGGUUUCAAUCUCCCCCUUCUCAUACGGAUUCCUCUGUGUCAUCUGAUCUUGAUCAGACGGCCCAGGAUGACCACAGCCAUCUUCACCAAGAGCUGCAAAACCAGCUCGAUUUGAAAAAGGAGUUUCAGAAUUCUAAUGAUUCUCAUGAAGAGGAGGAAGAAGAAGACGACGACGAGGAAUUUAAGAGUGAAGAGAGUGAUAAAAAGAGUGAAAAUUUUGAUGAGAAGGAGAGCAGUGAGAAGUUUGGUGAUGUCGGUGAAGAUUUAGAGAAUAAGAGUGAGAUAAGUAAUGACAAUUCUAAUAAUAAUAGAAGGUUUCAUCAGUUUCCAGUGAGACCUGAAUCAGAGGAUUGUGCCUAUUAUAUGAAGACUGGGACUUGCAAAUUUGGAGCUAAUUGCAAGUUUAAUCAUCCCUUUAGAAGGAAAAAUCAGGGAUUUGGGGAUAAAGGAGGGUUUUGGGGUUUGUUGAAAAUGGCUGUGAAGGAGAAGGUGAAGGAAAGGGAAGAAGCAACAGAGAAGCCUGGCCAGACUGAAUGCAAGGUUAUUAUUGUUGUGCAUUGA